Molecule: messenger RNA, 799 nt
Organism: Biomphalaria glabrata
Lineage: Eukaryota; Metazoa; Mollusca; Gastropoda; Planorbidae
Exons: 6
Coding region: 68-733 (221 amino acids)
Source: RefSeq, a predicted model, not a curated record
UAAUAAAUAAAACACCAUAAAAAGCACGACAUCUGCAGCUGUGUUCGUCAAGCCAAGACGUUCUGAGAUGGAGACUUUGAGAAUCUCUUUUGUUUUCUUGAUGAUCAGUUUGGUCCAUUUGGCCACGGCUGAAAUACCGUCUCAAAGAGUGAUUGACUUUCUGAGACUUUUCAACGGGAGGACCACCAAUAAGAAACAAGUGCAAGAGGAGAAAGACCAAAAUUCUCCCAUUAGACACGCCCCUGCUGUUGGUACUUUUAUACCAAUCAUUAUUCCAGCCUUUGGUGAGACACCAGCCAUUUUAUUGGAAGAAGUGUUUUACAACCAACUGAUACGCCGGGAAGUGUUGGUGGUCAAGGAGAGAGACGACGGCUCCAUACGGCUCAUUCCAUAUAACUUUACCAACAACUUACUCACUGGACCCGGUAAGUUUGAUCUGGAAAGUUUGAAUUCUCUAUCUUUGGAAGAUUUCUCAACGAUAGGAGACUGUGAUGGCCGCUUUGCAAGACUUACAAAUGACUUGUACUUUGGACACUUACCUGACUGUAAAAGCUACGUCGAUGGGCUACACCCAGACUACGCCUUCACUCUGACCUGCACUUUGAUAACUGUUGAUGUUCUGGGCAAGACUUCACUGGAGCAUAUCCCGGCUCCCUAUUACCAAGUUGUGGAAGAAAAGUUUCCUUUGCCGUCAUACCUGAAUGGUUACGACGCGAAUAAAGUCUGCUCUUAAGUAACACCUGGAUACCUAACCAAGUUACAAAAAAACAACCAAAAACAAUUAAUUGUAGAUUUAAUU